GUGAGAUUCCAUAAAUUUACCAUUUUCCAUCGCUCCAAUCACAAAAUGAAACAAUUCCACUUUGGAUUCAUUAUCUGCUGACUCAUAUUCUCUCUCUCUCUCUCUCUAAACUUUCCUCUGCUUCAGUUUGCCGACAAGAACUGUCAGGUUUGCUGACUCUGGUUCUAUUUUUUCCAAUUUGGGAUUGAGUCACUUGACAAGUAUGUAUAGUGGUGGUUACACUGCUCUAGUUACAAACUUAUCCCCAAGAGCAACAGAGGAUGAUGUGAGAAAUUUUUUUACAUACUGUGGUUUAAUUGAGCAUAUUGAAAUAUUAAGAUCUGGUGAAAAUGCGUCUACUGCAUAUGUGACUUAUCGGGAUGCUUAUGCCCUGGAAACUGCAUUAUUGCUAAAUGGAUCCAUGAUCUUGGACCAAUGUAUAUUCAUUUCACGCUAUGAAGCUUAUGUAAAUGACUAUGAUAAUUGGAGUAGUCAUGCAUCAAAGCCUGAAUACAGUAUUACAACCUCACAGGAUGUUCACAUGGAUAAGUUUGUUGGUUCCCCUGGAGAAGCACUAACUAUGGCUCAGGUGGUUGUCAAAACAAUGGUGGCUAAGGGAUAUGUGUUGGGCAAAGAUGCAUUUGUCAUGGCAAAAGCUUUUGAUGAAUCUCAUAGUGUAUCAUCUACAGCAGCAUCCAAGGUUGCUGAACUCAGCAAUAAAAUUGGGUUGACUGAUACCAUUAAUUCAGGCAUUGAAACUUUUAAGUCUGUGGAUGAGAAGUAUCAUGUCACAGACUUCACUAAAUCAGCUGCAACAGUGACAGGGACAACAGCUAUAGUUGUGGCAUCAGUUACCGGAAAAGCCGCCGUGGCAGCUGGAACUGCUAUAGCCAACAGUAGCUACUUUGCCAAAGGUGCUCUUUGGGUUUCAGAUAUGCUGACACGUGCAGCGAAAACGGCUGCUGAUUUGGGCCAGAAUGAAAAGAAAUGAAACUCCAAAAAUGAAUUACUGUAUAAUAUGUUAAGUUGUUGAACACAAACAAAUAGCAGCAUUUGUUUGUUGCUAUUGUAUUAUAAGACGUGAACUUGCUUUACAUAUGUGGCUACUCAUUUGGUGCAAAUGUUCAUAUCAGUAAUUUUUGAGAAUCCAUGGUAAGCAGCCACUUAUUUGUGUGUACCCUUUUAGAGAAUAUAGCAUAUGGUAAAAUGUAAGUACCAAGUUUCUUCUUGUCCACUUUCA
Molecule: messenger RNA, 1219 nt
Organism: Glycine soja
Lineage: Eukaryota; Viridiplantae; Streptophyta; Magnoliopsida; Fabales; Fabaceae
Product: binding partner of ACD11 1-like
Exons: 5
Coding region: 203-970 (255 amino acids)
Molecular function (GO): RNA binding
Source: RefSeq, a predicted model, not a curated record